GGGAGGAGGUCGCGUGGAGUGUUCCGAGGUAAGGGACGUACCCAGGUCGCGACCUAUGUCUGGCCGCACGGCCCGAUAAACCGUGCCCCCUCCGACAGCCUCCAGCGGGGCCCGAGGGGGUCCCAGACCCCGAAACCAGUAAACCUUAUCUCGGGCCGCCAUCGCGCCACGCCGAAAUAUGAUCCGAUAGUCAACCCGGGGGCAAACGGUGUUCCUACAUCGAGAUACGAUUUACCUAGGAAAUUGGGUUUUGGUCAAGCACGCGCCGCUUCCGGCGUUUCGUCCGAAACUACCACUGCCCGGAUCCCCGACGAAGACGGGGGACGCGGCGAUGACGACGAACCCGUGAACGCGCUACCUAUAGCAGCCAAUCCGUGAGAAGAUUCACCGUCGACGUGCGAUCGCACGUUUCGCGGAAAUUGGGCCCCGGCCAAGUGCGGGUGGUCGGCGAGCGUCGACCCUGGAACUCUCGGCAUUCGGUGCGGCGUCACCGCGGAGUGAAGGUGUCCGGCAGGUGAAAACGGGGGGUGAGGGUGGUGGCGGUGGCGACCGGUGUGAGGUGCCUCAGUGCUCGAACGCCCCCGAAGGAGUCAUGUGCUUCGCCGGAUCUAUCCAAGCUCGGUAGAGGACCGCUUCCGAUUUCGACCCGACGUCCUCUGCAGGAUUCGUCGCGGCCAACGUCCUGGAAGAAAGGGAGGACCCAGAAUCCGGUGAGAAUGCGGGACCGGCUCUCCUGGUACAUGGUCUUUCUCAUCCUGCCGACGAUUCUACUGGCCAGGUCACUCGACAAAGAUCGCCGAGCACCCUUUGGCGUGCCCAUGGAUUGGAGGUCCUUAUUGUACGGGAAUUUCGAGGAGCUCCACAGACCCAACGAGGUGAACGACAACAACACCGUGACCAACGUUACGGUGCAGCAGGGCGGCACGGCGUUUCUGCACUGCAACGUUCACCACCUUAACGAACACACCGUCACCGAUACUGAGAUAUCGUGGAUCCGGCGACGCGACUGGCACGUCCUGACCAGCUCCACCUUGAUCUUCACCAGCGACGAGCGGUUCCAAGUGCUGCAUCCCGAGGGCUCCGACGAUUGGACCCUUCAGAUCAAAUACGUUCAAGAGAGGGACAACGGGACGUACGAGUGCCAGAUCUCGAGGAGCACGGGAAUUUUCUCCCUCUUCGUCAAUCUGAACGUAGUGACGUCCGAGGCGUUAAUUUUGGGAAGAGGCGAGCACCACGUUGACGUGGGAUCCAUUAUAAAUCUCGUUUGCAUAAUAGAAAAGAGCCCGACGCCGCCGCAAUACGUAUUCUGGUACCACAAUAACCGGAUGAUAAACCACGAUACGCGGUGCAGCGUGACCGUGCAAACCGAACCAGGACCUACGGAGAGCCGACUCACCAUUCGCCAGGCCGUCGAGUCGGACACGGGCAAUUACACCUGCAGCGCCUCCAACACCAAACCGGCCUCGAUCUACGUCUUCGUCACCGAAGGGGACAAAAUGGCCGCCAUCUUGCGUCGGAAGACUUCGGGAUCGAAGAGGCUCUUGGGACACGCAGGGUGGACGCUGCUCGUUACAUCUAGCUUAAUUCUAACGCGAUAAAGUCCGGUCGCCAGGAAAUACCCAUUAUUGUGUCGUUGUUUCCAUUACGAUACGUAGAUAGGUACUUUUUUGAGCGCGAGAUACGCGAGAUAUCGUUACGACGUCACGAACGCCCACCGCGGCCCGACAUGCCUGCGAGUAAUGAUGUACAUAUUCCUAAUAAUAAAAAGGCUCGCCCUAGACUUAAAAACGAGAUUUCCCCGACAUCGAGGGAUGCUUUGUGACGUCGGAACUCAUGUAUACAAAUAUAACGGCCCAUAUAACGUUACUUUACGUACCCUCGGAUCAUCGGAGGUGAGAUCUUCGUCGGAAAAGGUAAAAUACGUGCUAUCGAGAGAAAUCCUUCUUUUUACGAGCGAAGACAGGAAUACCGCGUCACCAUGAAAAUAGUCCUACAGUGAAGUAAGAACUAUAUCCGACCGAUUUAUCGAGAAAUUUAGCAUCUGCGAGGAAGCGAUAACUCGGAGUUGCGAAGAUCUGAUUGCGGUUCGAUUGCAUCUAACGGUACCUUUUCAUUAGCGUCAACUCAACGUUGAAAUCGAGCGUGACGUAGUCAUAAAACAUCUGCGAAAAACAUUUUGAUACGUGUAUCUCAGUCGUAAAUCACUCGAAAAACUUAGAUGCCGAGAUAUUCAUUCUUAAAACUUCAUGCCCGAACUUUGCGUUAAGGAGUCAGUGGCAUAUCGCGCAUACAGACCUAUGUAGGUGUGUAUGUAUUUGGCGCGAAACUCUGCCGACUUCUCUUGCAAACACUCGUGACGUCGCCAGAGACUCCGCGAAAAGGAGUUGCAGCGUCGAUCUCGAUCUGACGCUUGAUGAUCUAAAUUCCGGAAAGUCUGGCAACAAAUAUUACUACAAGUUGCUACGUCUACGAAUCCAGUAGACGCCAAUGAAUUGGCACCUUAAUUGCGUCUCUGGCCACUCGAGAAGAGGUAACGAAUUCGUUAGGGGUAACUUCGCGCGGAUCUAAACCGCGAAAUUCAAAUCCUCACUUCGCGAUCGGUAGUAAAUAUCACUAGAGAAUUCCACUAGAAUCUUGUACACGUUGACGUCUUUUUGGCGUUAUACCAGGAAAAAACGAUUUCUUUCUCGAGAAAAGGUAACGAAUUCGUUAGGCCGUUUCUCGUCGUGCGUAUGCAACUUCGCGCGCGUAUAAAUCGCGAAAUUCAAAUCCUCACAUCGCGAUCGGUAGUAAAUAUCACUAGAGAAUUCCAUUAGAAUCUUGUACGCGUUGGCGUUUUUUUUUUUACGUUAUAGAAGGAUAAACGAUCUCUUCUUUUUCCUGAGAAAAGGUAACGAAUUCGUUAGGUCGUUUCUCGUCGUGGGUACGCAACUUCGCGCGCACCUAAAGCGCGAAAUUCAAAUCCUCACUUCGCGAUCGAUAGUAAAUAUCACCAUAGAAUUCCACUAGAAUCUUGUACGCGUUGACGUUUUUUUUUACGUUAUGGCAGGAUAAACGAUCUCUUCUUUUUCCGGAGCGUUCACAGAAAGGGUCCACUUUACUCGGCCAUUUUUCGAGAUAAGGCGUCGAUACGUUUCCCCCCAGCGAGGAAUCUUAUCGAGCGAGUUUAGAUGUUAGGGUUUCGCGAGAGACAUUAGACAGAAAACGAUCCAAUUCCAGGCCAGAUUGAUGCAGGCGAGAAUCGAUCUGCACGACUCGACCUCGGGAAUUCAAAGGGUUCCCUUUGUGCCCCGAUCGCGGGAUCUAUUCGAAGAUACCGGGACGACACUUUGUUUCGCCUGAACCGAGACGAAACCGGAAGUAAAUAGAUGCCCCGACAAGGGACGACCCUCUUUGUGCGGACUGGUGGAUGAAAUGCGAUUAUGUUCGAAGUCAUUUAAUUGAAUUCGAUUGUCGACGGUUCUAGUCCGACAUUAAAAGACGAGAAACGAACGAGCGCAAAGUUCCAGGUAUUUUGUCCGAGGCGCUCAGGCUGCAUUUUUAGGCGAAAGUGAUCGUCGAUCGAGCAAAUGAUUCGAUCGCCCGAUAUUUGACAAAAAGCGCCUAUUGUUAUUCGCGGGUAAUCACGUAAUCCGAAGUACCCGUAAACCCUUGUAGCAUUAAAUUUUUAUCGAACCGCGUGAUUUUUCCAAAGUCAGCGAACGAUCGCUCGGCGACUGU
Messenger RNA from Orussus abietinus, 3720 nucleotides. RefSeq names its product zwei Ig domain protein zig-8 (gene dpr12). Gene Ontology annotation, biological process: synapse organization. The record is from RefSeq and is a predicted model, not a curated record. The transcript is spliced from 8 exons. NCBI's taxonomy places the organism in Eukaryota, Metazoa, Arthropoda, Insecta, Hymenoptera, Orussidae. Gene Ontology annotation, cellular component: neuron projection membrane. The coding region runs from base 717 to 1598 and encodes 293 amino acids.